This is a messenger RNA of Neoarius graeffei (lesser salmon catfish), 1128 nucleotides long. RefSeq names its product fructose-1,6-bisphosphatase 1-like. Gene Ontology annotation, biological process: sucrose biosynthetic process; fructose metabolic process; fructose 6-phosphate metabolic process. The transcript is spliced from 7 exons. The coding region runs from base 3 to 1016 and encodes 337 amino acids. Gene Ontology annotation, cellular component: cytosol; cytoplasm. NCBI's taxonomy places the organism in Eukaryota, Metazoa, Chordata, Actinopteri, Siluriformes, Ariidae. The record is from RefSeq and is a predicted model, not a curated record. Gene Ontology annotation, molecular function: fructose 1,6-bisphosphate 1-phosphatase activity.
CAAUGUCGGACAGAGGAGCCUUCGAUACCAAUGUGAUCACGCUGACCAGGUUCGUCUUGGAGGAAGGACGGAAAGCCAAAGGGACUGGAGAGCUGACCACGCUCCUCAACUCCAUGUGCACAGCCAUCAAAGCCAUUUCCUCUGCAGUCAGGAAGGCAGGAAUCGCUAACCUGUAUGGCAUUGCAGGAAGCACAAACAUAACAGGGGACCAGGUGAAGAAGCUGGAUGUGUUGUCCAACGAUCUGGUCGUUAACAUGAUUAAGUCCUCCUUCACUUCCUGUGUGCUGGUCAGUGAGGAGGACGACAAAGCUAUCAUCAUUGAGCCUGAACAAAGAGGUAAAUAUGUGGUUUGUUUCGAUCCGCUGGACGGCUCCUCCAACAUCGACUGUCUGGCUUCCAUCGGAACGAUUUUUGCCAUUUACAGAAAGGACAAUGACAGUGAACCGACGGAGAAGGAUGCCUUGCUGCCAGGUAGAAAAAUCGUUGCUGCGGGUUACGCCCUUUAUGGUAGUGCCACCAUGCUGGUUCUAUCGACAGGUCAAGGAGUCAACUGCUUCAUGCUGGACCCUGCUAUAGGGGAGUUUAUUUUGGUGGACCGUGAUGUGAAGAUUAAGAAGAAGGGAAAAAUCUACAGCCUUAAUGAAGGAUACGCUCAGUAUUUUUACCCAGAUGUCACCGAAUAUCUACAGAAGAAGAAAUUCCCAGAGGAUGGCAGCGCGCCAUACGGAGGACGCUACGUGGGCUCCAUGGUGGCUGAUGUGCACAGGACGCUGGUCUAUGGAGGAAUCUUCAUGUAUCCGGCCAACAUCAAGAGUCCAAAGGGAAAGCUGAGGCUGCUUUAUGAGUGCAACCCCAUGGCCUUCAUCAUGGAGCAGGCUGGAGGAAUGGCCACCACAGGACCCAUGAACGUGCUGGAUAUCCAGCCUGAGACCAUCCACCAGAGAGCUCCGGUUGUCCUGGGUUCCCCUGAUGAUGUCAAAGAGUACAUCGCCAUUUACCAGAAACACGCCAAGUGAGACAGAAUGAUCUGUCAUCAAUACCCAGACACUAAACAGCAGGACCAGGGUGGGGAAUAAAACCCCUGCAGUGUAUACAUCUCUUCAUGUCUAUAUCAUACCAGGAAAAGCA